AGCAAAAAAAAAAAACCAAAAAAAAAAGAAGAGAAAAGAUUCUAUAUUAUUAUUAUAUAUAUAAAAAUAUAAAAUGUGUUCGUUUGAGAGAGGAGAGAUGUUGCUGUGACCAUGGCGUGGUCCCUUUGAUGCCUUAUCCUGGAGCAGGUCGGCCCCUCUGGGGCGCGCCGGACGAUGCCCGAGCUCCCCUUCCCUCCCCAGGUCCCAUUUCCCAUCAGAGCCCCCGACCCCUCCCGGGCUGUCGGCGCUUUGCUUUGAGGCGACUCUGUAAUUCCUUUGGCAUUCUCGGGGGGAGAUCCCGCUGGAUUUUUCACCCUUGGACUCCCACUGCCCUCCCCUGCCUUGGCAGGUGUUGUUUUUAUUUUUUUUUCUUGGAUCUUGGUUUUUUCCAGCCGUUUUCUUGGCAAGGCUCCCUGUCCCGUGGGAGUGCAGUUGCUCCAUGGGAAGGUCGUGGACAGAGGGGCUGGGACGCAGCCCUGGGGGGACAACUGGAGCCUCCUCGGGGGGAAAAGUUGAUUUUUUUUAUUACAGCCAGCAUUGGAAUUAAUAAUAAUUAUAGUAAUAAUCGGGAAAAAGGAGAAUCUGCGGAGCUCAGCCGAUCUGGAGCGAGGGGGAAGCACCGCAGGGACACGAGGGACACUCGAGGGUUUUGUUGUGGCACCGCUGGAGGUGGUUCCUGACAAAAAAAAAGGGUGCUGGAAAUAGGGACAGUUUGGAGAAAAAACCCCCAAAAAGGGUUUUGCAGGAUCCUGCUCCUCCCGCCGGGGGAGGGCUCGGUCCUUUCCGUUCUUCCUCCCACACCCUCCUCUUCCUGCCCCAGCCGCAUCCCGGCUGCCCUGCCCGGGGCUGGGGGAUGCAGGGAGUGCAUCCCCAAAAGGAAACCUGGGGUUGUUCCCAGGCGCAGCUUUGGGGAGAGCCCAGCAGGGCCUGAGCGGGUCAGGAGCCCAGGAGGGGACCCAGAACUUCCCUGCUCCCAUUUUGGGGUCGGUGCAGAGGGGAGCCCCCCACCCCGGGAUGGCCGCUGAUCCAUGAAUCCCCCCUGCCCCGGGCCAUCCCCACCUUCCCGGGGCAUCCCAUCCCCACCUGCCCCAGGGCAUCCAUCCCCACCUUCCCUGGGGCAUCCAUCCCCACCUGCCCCAAGGCAUCCAUCCCCACCUUCCCGGGGCAUCCAUCCCCACCUGCCCCGGGGCUUUCCCACCUGCCCAGGGCAUCCAUCCCCACCUGCCCCAGGGCAUCCAUCCCCACCUUCCCCUGGCCAUCCCCACCUUCCCAGGGCAUCCAUCCCCACCUGCCCCAAGGCAUCCAUCCCCACCUGCCCCGGGGCAUCCAUCCCCACCUGCCCCGGGGCAUCCAUCCCCAACUUCCCGGGGCAUCCAUCCCCACCUUCCCGGGGCAUCCAUCCCCACCUGCCCGGGGCUUUCCCACCUGCCCCAGGGCAUCCAUCCCCACCUUCCCGGGCCAUCCCCACCUUCCUGGGGCAUCCAUCCCCACCUGCCCCAAGGCAUCCAUCCCCACCUGCCCGGGGCAUCCAUCCCCACCUGCCCAGGGCAUCCAUCCCCACCUGCCCCAGGGCAUCCCCACCUGCCCAGGGCAUCCAUCCCCACCUGCCCCAGGGCAUCCAUCCCCACCUUCCCGGGCCAUCCCCACCUUCCCGGGGCAUCCAUCCCCACCUGCCCCGGGCUGUUCUCACCUGCCCCGGGCCAUUCACUCCCACCUGCCCCGGCCUGUUCUCACCUGUCGGGGCCGUUCCCAGGGGCAUUGGGGCGCUGUCCUCGCCAGGGCAGGUGGAGAGCAGCCGCCCCGCAGCCCCUCAGUGCUUCCGUGUCCCGCUCCCCGUUGUCCCGGGAGAAGCUGCAGCCGAGCCAGUAGCCCGGGGAGGAGCCGGAGUCCCUGGGGCCAGCAGGAGCUGCCCCGGCUGCCCCAUCUCCAUUCCGAGCUUUGCCCCGCUCGCUCGGCAGCUCCGGGAGCCGGCGGGAAGCAGGAAUCUUGUUUUGAUUUGGAGGGGGUUUUUUUGUAAAAAACACGCAAAAAAAAAGGAAAGGCAGCAGAAGCUCCCCGGGGAGGGGGCGCAGGGCCCGGCCCCCCCAGCCCCCCCCGGCUCUCUCUCUCGAUAUCUAUUUUUGCAUUUGUAUAUUUUUAUAUAGGAAACUUUAAGCAUUUGUAUUUUAAUAACCCUGUGAAGCACUAUGAGCUCCCCCGGACCCCCCCCCCCCAGCCCGAAAUCCACAAAGGAUUGGGACAAAAACCAGGAGGUUUCUUAAUUUAAUGGUCAAUUUGGUGAUUUUACCCCCGCCCCGACGCCCCCCGAGCCUAGCUCUGUCCCCAGGGGGGAUCAAGUGCCAAACCCCACCCCGGCUCCGGCGUUGGGACGUCCCCGGCGUGUCCCCUCCCGGUGAUGUCCCCGGUGUCCCCUCCCUGCGCAUGGAUUGUCCCCAGGGAGCUCGGCUUUCCCAUGGGAACGCAGCCGCGAGGGAGGGGGACCCCAGGGACCCCCGGGGGGCUCUCUCAGAGCCUGGGCUGCUCCCCUGCGGUGUUUUGGGGGGAUCAGAGCGUUUUGGGGGGAUCAGAGCAUUUUGGGGGGCAUCAGAGCAUUUU
This is a messenger RNA of Agelaius phoeniceus (red-winged blackbird), 2595 nucleotides long. The record is from RefSeq and is a predicted model, not a curated record. Lineage: Eukaryota; Metazoa; Chordata; Aves; Passeriformes; Icteridae.